Messenger RNA from Rhincodon typus (whale shark), 4027 nucleotides. RefSeq names its product transforming growth factor beta activator LRRC32-like. Gene Ontology annotation, molecular function: protein binding. The coding region runs from base 212 to 2347 and encodes 711 amino acids. The record is from RefSeq and is a predicted model, not a curated record. Gene Ontology annotation, cellular component: extracellular matrix; plasma membrane. The transcript is spliced from 2 exons. NCBI's taxonomy places the organism in Eukaryota, Metazoa, Chordata, Chondrichthyes, Orectolobiformes, Rhincodontidae.
CCUUGAACACACCAAACUCGUGAUGUGUGUGUAGGGGGUUCAUUCUAUUUCGGACCACUCUCCCACACACAAACAGUGGGUCAAAAAUCACGUUGUGCGCAAAUGACUUCCAAACUCGUGCAAUUUUCCCCGAUUACGAUAGAUCAGGAUCUAGGAAUAUGUUGAACACGCUGUGCAGUCGUGUCAUUCUAUUGUUGCCUGGGGCGGAGAGAUGAAUUGUUGGCUGCUCCUGUGGUUUACGGCACUGUCCUGCCUUGGUAAAAGCAGCAGUGAUGAUACAAGCACCGGGUUCACAGUCUGUCAGAAGAAAGACCAUGUUGUGUCCUGUCAAUACCAAAACCUUUCCAAAGUGCCUGAUCUUCCAAUGCUGGAGACUGAAACAAUAGAUUUAUCCCAUAAUUCAAUCAAAGCAUUGACAGAAGAAUCACUGCUAAAUUUCAGUUCACUGCAACACCUCGAUGUCUCCUACAAUCAACUGAAGACUAUAACGUCAGGAGCUCUGGCGCAUUUGACUAACCUGAGAAUGCUCUUUUUGGCAAACAAUCAUCUAGGCAGAAGCUUUUCAUCCGGUCUUGAAACCUUUAGCCAAUUAAAGAAACUCAAAGUGCUAAAUCUGUCAGAGAAUUUUUGGGACAGUGACACGGUGUCUCAACAUCUGAAGAAUCUGUCUUCACUGGAAAAAAUACAUCUGUCAGGGAACCUACUGAUGAAGCUGACCCCUGAUAUGUUCUGUGGGAUGCAGCUUUUGAAAUAUAUUUUCCUUGAAAAGAACUAUAUUACAGAAAUAACUGUAGGUUCUUUUGAGUGUUUGGCAAACUUGGUUGAGUUGAACUUGGCCAUGAAUUCACUUUCUUGCAUUUCCAAUUUUCAUCUUCCUAAGCUCCAAGUCUUGAACCUAAGCAGAAAUGGCAUUGAAUUCUUCAUGACAGAUGAGAACGAGGACGAACAUCAUCUUCAAGUGCUUGAUCUGAGCCACAACAGGUUGUUUCAUUUCCCAUUUCUUCCAAAAUUACAUCAACUAAAACAUUUGAAUUUGUCGAGUAAUUUAAUGGCCAGUGUAACACCUGGUCUGCUGAACAACUCCGCUGAAUGGGGUGCAAGAAACCGAUAUAAAGAAUUUAGGGUGUUAAAUAAGACAUCCAAACAUAGUGCCCACACAAAUUUAUCAGAAGUAAUAUCUUUGGAUUUAAGCAACAAUGUACUGCUGGAUAUAUCACAUGGCUUUCUGAGUAAAUUUGAUUCUCUCCAACUCUUGAACCUCAGUAGAAAUUGUUUUCAGAAUUUUAGUAUAGAAGAUGGUGAUGAACUGAAUUUCCUGUAUUCUCUAGACUUGAGUGGCAAUAAACUGGACAAUAUAUCUGUGCUGGGAGAUAAUCAAAAACUCCUUUCCUUAAUGUACCUGUUCCUACAAAAUAAUUCCAUUCAGUUAUUGCCCUCUCAGCUUUUUAAAGCCCUGCCUAAAAUUGAAAAAAUCAAUCUUGCUAACAAUAAUGUAAAAAUUUGUAAUGUGGCAGACAAAAGCGUAGGAUGUGGUGGCCCAAUCCACAGGAGCAACAAUAAUAAUAACUGUGUAUCUUUUUCUGGACUCCCUACUCUUAAGUACCUCAACCUCAAUGGAAAUAACAUUACACAGCUCGCACCUUACACAUUCUAUCAGACCCCCCUGGUACACUUGGAUGUUUCAAGAAACAAAUUUCUAGAAGUGCCAGAUCAGGCUUUGACGGGCUUGGAACAAUCAUUACAAUAUCUCUCUUUAAGCUGGAAUUUGAUGCAAUACACCAAAGUGACUCUGCCUUGUUUGAGUCACCUUAGAGAUUUGGAUUUGUCACAUAAUCAGUUUGAAUUUCUCCCUUAUGGUGUUGGAUGUUCUCCAUUGCAAAACCUCGAUAUUCGGGGCAACAGUUUUUAUGCUCUUCAAGACUUAAUAACAAGAAACAUGUCCCAAACUCUUAAAACACUGUACUUGAGUGGAAAUUAUUUUAAUUGUUGUGCAUUGAUUUGGCUGGAUGUACUGAAUAGUGCCAGUGUUGAAAUCCCAGAUAUGGGUGACACCCAAUGUUUUUACCCAAACCAUAAUGAUUCUUCAACAGUCCAAUUAUUAAGUGAUCACGAAGGGAAAUGUUAUACAGAAAGCAUCACAAAAGUCAGUCCCCUUGUACUUCUAAUAUUUGCACUUGCCUUUCUAAUAGUUAUUGGAUCUGUGAUAACAUUAAUUGCUGGAGAGUGCUGUAGGUUGUGCUUGAAUACUGGGGAUGAUGUUUUUGAGGCAGACACUGUUCCAGUGAAAACAAACAGUGAACAGCAGCUGGAAGGGCUGUCUCUAAGUGUCAUUAAAAUAGAAAUGUAAAACAGGAGAAUGCAUUGCUGAACUGUACCAUGGAAUAGAAAGACCCCAAAGCUUCAAACCCAACUUCAGCCCUUUGGACUCCUAUUGGAUAGUUAACUAAAUGUCAGCUACAAUACCAAGUGAAGCCGAGCUACUGAAACAAAAAGACUUUAAUUUUAGGCCGUGCAACCAACCUUUGUUCAGUCUCAAGGCCUAGGCUAUUUGAUAAUAAAUAAAGGCUUUCUGAUUUUUUUGUUUGGAGAUAUUUACAAUUUGUGGAAAUGCAUGCCCACCAAAUGUAUCUUGUGGUGCAGUUCUGAAUCACAUGCAUUGUCAGUGUUGAGUUAACCUAUCUCAGCUAAGGUAGCAGAUCUGGCUUCCAGGAGCUUGAGACAGGGAAUAAUUUGGCAGGGAUUCUUUCUUUUUAAUGGCUAGUCCUGUUGCGCUACUUGAAUAGAGGCAAAAUAUUGCAGUGCUGGAAAUCUGAAGCAAAGACCGAGAAUGGUGGAGAAACUCAGCAGGUCUGGCAGUAGCUAUGGAGAGAGCAAUAGUGUUAAAGUUUUGAGUCUGUUAUGACUCUUCUUCAGAACUGCUGAGUUUAUCCACCAUUCUCUGUGCUUGUUCCUGUUGUGCCACUGUCCACUAUUCCUGCAAUCGAAUUGCCCUCCAGUGCUCACUCUCUGUCACAAUGGAACAAAGGAACAUAGGAGCAGAGAUAAGCCAAAUAGCUCCUGAGUCUAUUCCAGCAUUCUGUUAUAUCAAGGCUGAUCUGUUCCACUAACGCAAGUUUACUUAAUAUCCCAUGGUGUCCUUACAUUUUAAAAAAAUCAUCAAUCUGAGUUCACCCAAGAUUCAUAGUCUUGCCAGAUUUCCUUUAUCUGUUGAAUAACAAAGCACUUCUUAAUUUUACUCAUGAAUGGCCUAGGUCUAAUAUUAAGAUAGAUAAUAAAUGGCAGAUUGGGGAAGGUACUGGAGAACAAUCAUAUUCAAAAAUCCGAUCCUAUUUGCUGAUUAGGAAGCAAAGGAAACAUUUGGUGAGGUGGCAGUGGAUUAUAAUUAUCGAUGGUGCAAUAGUUCAGCCACAGUGGAAAUGCCAGAACAUUUGAACUGUAUAUUCGUAAAAUGUAAGGUCCCUAUAAUUCUACAGUGUGGUUUAACCUGAGGAUCACCACACCUCAGUCAAAGACAUUUUGCAUAUCUUGUCUAUGAAAGCAAAACACUAUUCAUAGCACUACUGAAUUAAUAUUGUGCAUUUGAUAUCAUGCGUAUAAAUAAAUGUAAAAUAAAAACAAUAUUAUUUAAGAAUAGCUAUUAUUCAUUGAUCUAAAUAAAUACGUACAGAUUAUGACAAUUUUUUUCUAAUAAGAAAUUACUCAUUCUGGUGUCAUUUCCAUAAACAAACUGUUUAAGUAAAACUUGGGUACAAACAUUUCUUGUGUUCUGGGAAGAUAUACAUGAAUUCUCAAAAGCAGUCCAAUCAAUUAUUGCUAUUUUUUUCUUUAAAAAUAUAAUUUAGAAUUUAUCUUGUAUCAGGCAAUGUAUUGUUUGAUUUUAACAUUGGAAAUUCUAUUUUUAUUUCAGACUCUCGACAUUUAUAAAUAUUUGUUCAUAUUUAUUCAACUUUAUUUGAUCCAUUGAAAUAAUAAGCAAUGUUUUCCUGUUGAAUUCUUUUGCAAAAUGACAUAAAAAUGCCUACAGAUA